Molecule: messenger RNA, 2956 nt
Organism: Nelumbo nucifera (sacred lotus)
Lineage: Eukaryota; Viridiplantae; Streptophyta; Magnoliopsida; Proteales; Nelumbonaceae
Product: protein VAC14 homolog
Biological process (GO): phosphatidylinositol biosynthetic process
Cellular component (GO): endosome membrane; PAS complex
Source: RefSeq, a predicted model, not a curated record
UCUACCGAGAUUAAACGCGGUGGCCGAGACGACCAACGGUAAACGCAGAGAUUGUGAGAAACGGAAAGAGAAAGAGAUUCAGAAACCGGAAGAAACAUAAAAUUAAAGGAAAAAAAGGAAUCUCCCGAGAGUCUCGUAUAGAGGGACGGACAAAGAUAGGGGUUUUGUCUCAAUAUCGUUCGAUCCGUCAGUCUGUUUUUACGAUCUUUCGUUGGAAACUCACAUUAGGGCACGUUUGGUUGAGGUUUUUUUUUUUUUUUUUUUUUGUGCGAUGCUUGAUCUGCUAUGAAAAACCUUGCAAUGUUCCGAUUCGAGGAGGAGAAGAUUCGAAAGCGGCUUUGAGUGUCUGAAGAAAUUUUGGGCGCCAUGGCGGACGCUCUAUCGAUAAUUCCAGCGGCUGUGCUUCGAAACUUAUCCGACAAGCUUUACGAGAAGCGCAAGAAUGCCGCGCUUGAGAUUGAAGGAAUUGUGAAGCAACUUGCCGCUGCUGGAGAUCAUGAGCGAAUUACGGCCGUGAUCAAUCUUUUGACCACCGAAUUUACAUAUUCGCCACAGGCGAACCACCGGAAGGGUGGAUUAAUUGGCCUUGCUGCUGCGACGGUUGGCUUGACAACAGAAGCCGCUCAGCAUCUUGAGCAAAUUGUACCACCUGUUCUUAAUUCCUUCUCUGAUCAAGAUAGCAGAGUUCGAUAUUAUGCUUGUGAAGCCUUAUAUAACAUUGCAAAGGUUGUAAGAGGAGAUUUUAUUGUAUUUUUCAAUCAGAUCUUUGAUGCACUCUGUAAGCUUUCAGCAGACUCUGAUGCUAAUGUGCAAAGUGCUGCUCAUCUUUUGGAUCGACUUGUAAAGGAUAUUGUAACCGAAAGUGAUCAAUUCAGUAUUGAAGAAUUUAUACCAUUGCUAAGGGAGCGCAUGAAUGUCUUAAAUCCCUAUGUCCGCCAGUUUUUGGUAGGAUGGAUUACUGUAUUGGAUAGUGUUCCGGAUAUUGACAUGCUUGGUUUUCUGCCAGAUUUUCUUGAUGGUUUGUUCAACAUGUUAAGUGAUUCUAGUCAUGAAAUACGCCAACAAGCUGAUUCAGCACUUUCUGAAUUUCUCCAAGAGAUCAAGAAUUCUCCAUCUGUAGAUUACGGUCGCAUGGCUGAAAUUUUGGUGCAGAGGGCAGGUUCUCCAGAUGAAUUUACUCGGCUCACAGCUGUGACAUGGAUAAACGAAUUUGUAAAACUUGGUGGAGAUCAGCUCAUUCCUUACUAUGCUGAUAUUUUGGGAGCCAUUUUGCCCUGCAUAUCCGAUAAAGAGGAGAGAAUAAGAGUGGCUGCUCGUGAAACCAAUGAUGAACUCCGUGCAAUCAGGGCUGAUCCAGCUGAGGGAUUUGAUAUUGGUGCUAUCCUUUCCAUUGCAAGGAGGCAAUUAUCUAGUGAAUGGGAGGCUACUAGAAUUGAGGCAUUGCAUUGGAUUUCAACUCUUUUAGCUAGACAUCGUGUUGAGGUCUUAUCUUCCUUGAAUGACAUAUUUGAUACUCUUCUUGGAGCAUUAUCGGAUACUUCUGAUGAGGUAGUACUCCUUGUGCUUGAUGUGCAUGCAUGCAUAGCAAGAGAUGCACCUCAUUUCCGCCAGCUUGUUGUUUUUCUAAUGCACAACUUUCGGGUCAAUCACUCGCUUCUUGAAAAGCGCGGUGCUUUGAUAAUCCGUAGGCUUUGUGUACUUUUGGAUGCUGAACGGGUCUACAGGGAACUCUCUACAAUCCUUGAGGGAGAAGAUGACUUGGAUUUUGCCUCCAUUAUGGUUCAGGCUCUGAAUUUGAUUUUACUUACUUCAUCUGAGUUGUCUGAUUUGCGGGAUCUUCUAAAGCAAUCACUGGUGAAUGCUGCUGGAAAAGAUUUAUUUCUUUCUUUGUAUUCCUCUUGGUGUCAUUCUCCAAUGGCAACAAUAAGUCUUUGCUUAUUAGCUCAGGCUUACCAGCAUGCCAGUUGUGUGAUUCAGUCAUUGGUGGAGGAAGAUAUAAAUGUGAAAUUCCUGGUUCAGCUGGACAAAUUGAUCCGGUUGCUGGAGACUCCAAUCUUUGCUUAUCUAAGACUGCAGCUUCUUGAACCUGGAAGAUACAUAUGGUUGUUGAAGGCCCUGUACGGUCUUCUUAUGUUGCUACCGCAGCAAAGUACAGCUUUCAAGAUACUGCGAACUCGACUGAGAACUGUACCUUCAUACUCCUUCAAUGGUGAGCAAUUGAAGCGAACAUCUUCGGGGAACCCAUACUCUCAGAUUUUACAUCACAUGCCAAGCGGAUCACAUAUCAUGGAGGAUGGUGACAAGAAUCAGGAUCCGGGGAAUGCACAUAAUGGAAUCAACUUUGCUUCACGGUUGCAGCAGUUUGAGAACAUGCAGCACCAACAUCGUACAUGUGCAAAAUCACAGUUGCAGUCUCGAAAUUCCAUUUCAUCCAACUUAUCCCAGGAGGUUCAAAGACCUUUGGAAGAGUCCCGCCGACCUUCACCCAUGCCGGAUAUGACGCGACCUCCUUCAAGGUCAUCAUGGAAAGGGCCAGGGCAAUAACAACAAUGAUUAUGUUUAUUUUUCUUUUUUGUUUUUGCUAUUGUUCACCUUUGCUAUUCCACCAAGCCUUUGACAAAUAUGCGGAUCCAUUUUAUAUUCGCAAGUCAGAACAUCAUCUGGUAGUGUAAUUGUAAAAUUGUAUAUCUUGGAGGUUUGUUGUGUUGAAUUUCUGGAGGUUGUGGUGGUAGGAAUUGUGCUUAAUUGGCAUAAGCCUGGGCAUUUCCUGGGCUAUUCUUUUGUGUUUAUGGACAGGACUCGUGCUCAUGUGGUUCUGUUAUUUUUUUAUUGAAGGCCACAUGAGCAAUAGAGAGAAUUCGAAUUUAGGGUAUGCAGUUGGUUGUAUUGUCCAUUUGUUACUACAAUUUCAAAGAAGUAAAGCAUUCAGGGAAUUAUGUAAAUUGAUCUUUUGUAA